Molecule: messenger RNA, 8574 nt
Organism: Cavia porcellus (domestic guinea pig)
Lineage: Eukaryota; Metazoa; Chordata; Mammalia; Rodentia; Caviidae
Gene: Purb
Product: purine rich element binding protein B
Exons: 1
Coding region: 181-1134 (317 amino acids)
Biological process (GO): regulation of transcription by RNA polymerase II
Cellular component (GO): nucleus
Molecular function (GO): purine-rich negative regulatory element binding; DNA-binding transcription factor activity, RNA polymerase II-specific; RNA polymerase II transcription regulatory region sequence-specific DNA binding
Source: RefSeq, a predicted model, not a curated record
AAGCCGCGGGGGCGGGGCGCGGAGGCGAUGUGGGGCGGCGGCGGCGGCCGUAGCCGGCGAUGAGCGGCGGGUGCGCGUGAGAAGCCGGCGGGCGAGGCCGGAGGGCCCCGGAGCGCGAGCCGCAGGGCGGAGGGCGGGGGCGCGAGCGCGGCGGCCGGCGGUGAGGCGGCAGCCGAGAAGAUGGCGGACGGCGACAGCGGCAGCGAGCGCGGUGGCGGCGGUGGCAGCAGCGGCGGGCCCGGCAGCUUCCAGCCCGCGCCCCGCGGCGGCGGCGGCGGCGAGCAGGAGACGCAGGAGCUGGCCUCGAAGCGGCUGGACAUUCAGAACAAGCGCUUCUACCUGGACGUGAAGCAGAACGCCAAGGGCCGCUUCCUCAAGAUCGCUGAGGUGGGCGCGGGCGGCUCCAAGAGCCGCCUUACUCUGUCCAUGGCGGUCGCCGCCGAGUUCCGCGACUCGCUGGGCGACUUCAUCGAGCACUACGCGCAGCUGGGCCCCAGCAGCCCCGAGCAGCUGGCAGCGGGCGCCGAGGAGGGCGGCGGGCCGCGGCGCGCGCUCAAGAGCGAGUUCCUAGUGCGUGAGAACCGCAAAUACUACCUGGACCUCAAGGAGAACCAACGCGGCCGCUUCCUGCGCAUCCGCCAGACCGUGAACCGCGGCGGCGGCGGCUUCGGCGCGGGGCCCGGGCCAGGCGGCCUGCAGAGCGGCCAGACCAUCGCCCUGCCGGCGCAGGGCCUCAUCGAGUUCCGAGAUGCGCUAGCCAAACUCAUCGACGACUACGGGGCUGAAGACGACGAGCUGUCAGGCGGCCCGGGUGGCGGCGGCGGGCCCGGGGGCGGCCUCUAUGGGGAGCUCCCCGAGGGCACUUCCAUCACGGUGGACUCCAAGCGCUUCUUCUUCGACGUAGGCUGCAACAAGUACGGCGUGUUCCUGCGAGUGAGCGAGGUGAAGCCGUCCUACCGCAACGCCAUCACUGUGCCCUUCAAGGCCUGGGGCAAGUUCGGAGGCGCCUUCUGCCGGUACGCGGAUGAGAUGAAGGAGAUCCAGGAGCGACAGAGGGAUAAGCUUUACGAGCGCCGCGCUGGGGGGAGCGGCGGUGGCGACGAGUCUGAGGGCGAGGAGGUGGAUGAGGAUUGAAGCGUGCGGCCUCCCCCACCCCACCAUCGUCCCCUUGGCUGGAGAGCUCUCUUUCCUGCUCAUCCGCGGUGAGCUCAUGGAGAGAGAGCGAGGGAGGCCGCCGAAAAGAAAACAAAACAAAUAAUAUAGUUAAGAGAACAGUCGAGGACAAUACGAGGAAAUAAGUAAAGUUACAAGGAACUGACAGCAACCUGCAAAGAAGGACAACAGCGUCUCCUCAACCUACAAAAGUUUGAGCUUGUUUCCCAACCCGGGUUCCUAAAUCCAUCAGGUGAACCAUGGAGCUCUAGAGUAGAUCUUUGAACAUCUGGUUCCCAAAACAUCUGAGUGUUCCCAGACCCCACCCAUUGAUAGUUGAAUUUGUGUUGUACCUGGGUAAUCUCAAGAUCUCACUAGGCCUCAUCACUGUUGCAGUGUCUUCACCUCCAUUGAAAUCAGCAUUUUGGAUUUGGAUCUUCGUGGAGUCUUUAGAAGAAAGAGGCCUUUGCAGAUACCCAGUUCUGGGGUGCAGGUUUAUGGAAAAGAAUGCAACUUUACACAGUCACGGACAGGGCAGAAGAAUAAUUUGAGAAGCCACUGAAAAUGCAGAAAAACAAUUUGAAUCCAUUUUUUAGAAAAUGGUUCUGCAUGAAACCUGGACCAAGGCCCAUGUCUUUAAUUUGCAGAAUUGUUUUCUAGGGUGCAAAUGAAUCCGGCUAUCAAUGCUUCAACAAGAAUCCAUUACUAAAACAGUUUUUACAAGUUGGCAAAAUUAUUUUUUCCACAAAUAAAAGCAAGUUUAUGUUGGGGAUUGCUGAGGUAGGCACAAGAAGUCAGACAUAAAGCACAAGGCAGACUGUUUGAGUGGAUUGGUUGCUGCUCACUAAAGUUCUUCCCUUGAUCUCUAAGUAUGGAGGUCAUUACCAAGAGAUGGCUUGGAUAUGACUGAGAGCCAGAUCCCUAUGGCUCCAACGUAGGAGCCAGUGAAUUAUGGCUAAUUCGGCUGUUUGGGCCACUGGUUGGCUGCAUUUUAAACCAUAAAACUUGACUUACCUGCAAAAGGAACAGUGUGGCUACGAGCUUGAGCUUUAAUGGAAUAUACAUCCUCACAGGAAAGUUGGAAAUAACCAAAACUGAAGUCUUAAUUUACCUUCAGUUUAAUCUGUGGAUUUCUACGAAUACUAAAGAUCCUCAGGUCCAGAAUUCCAGCAUCAUUUAUUCUUUUAAAAUAAAUUUUUAAGAACUUGAUCCAUUGUAUCAGUACCUCACAAUCAGAGUUGGCAAAUGAUGGAUGAGUGAUUCAAGCAAUGCACCAGUGGAAGCGGAAAUCCAUCUGCGAAUGGAACUGAAGUGAACGAAUGUGCUGACUACAUCCUAGAAGCAUUUUUAUACCAUCUUGAAAUUUCAACAGACUGGCUUUUGCCAGUUUAUCCAGCUGUCGUUCAAGAAUAAAAGUUGGGGUUUUCAAGGAUCGCCUCUUCUAUAUUUUAAGUGGAUUUUCAGUAGAAAUGAUUUUUACUAGUCAAGUUAAUCCCACUCCCAUCGAAAGGUAUUCCUAGAAAUGUCAUAGACCUAGGUAACUUUGAAUUGAAUGAGAGCUCAUGUUCUUUCCAAAGUUUUCAGGUAUUCUUGGUGUGACACUUUCUCAACAGGAGGCAAGUAACUCCACCUCCACAAUCUUAGUAUUUUUUUUAACUGCAUGCCUGCCCUUCAUUUGAGCUGCCUUUUUAAUUUAUUGCAUAUCCUUUUUAUUAUCUUAUUUUGGUAUUAUUCAAUCUAUACAAUCUUUUUGUAUUUAUUGGGAAAUAAGUAAUAUACAAAAAGGUUUUCAUGUAUCUGUGGCUGAGAUCGAGGGAAAUAAUUGUGUAUAUAAAUUAGGCUUUUUUAAAAAUAGAUUAUGAUUCACAAUAUUGUUGAUCUUAGAUUUAAACAACAACAAAAAGUGGAAGAGCCACAAACAUUGGUGCCCUUUUCAGACUUUCUCUACUCUCAUCAUCCACAGUAGAAUUUUUAAACAGAUUUUUUUAAAAGCUUUUCUUUUAAAUUUUUCUCCGUUGCAAAGAAUGUUUCCUAAAUUGUAUGGGAGCAAUAGUAUUUUUGAUGUUUUAAUGACAUCCGUAUACUUGUACUGUAUUUUGUACUACAAGGCAGCUGUUUUCAAUAAUGUCCUGCUGUAUUUACCUAUGUGUUUUGAGUGUUUAUUUCUUUGCUGCGGAGAACAAAUUCCUAGUUUUAGUAAAGGAGCUGAGAAGCUAGCAUUAGGUUUGCAGAAACUGCUUAAGUUUCCAACUCUGAGGCAGCAAUGAAAAUUAAGUUGCAGCCAUUAGUUGAUUGCUGUAACUGUUGCGCUUUCAAACCAUGUACAAUUCCUGUAUAGACCAACUUGUUUUCUUGCUUCGGUGGUUCUGUUGCUCAGCUGCAGUGAGCCAGUUCAAUUUUGCAAAGGUGCAGUACCUCUCCUUUUCAAGGGGUUGGUUUAUUUUUCUUUUUGUUUGGCUGAAUUGCAGUGACUAGCCUUGCCAUUCUACUCUGUAGAAAUGACAGGGUCUUCACAAUCCUUCACCAGUGGCUACUAAGCUAUAAUUAGCUGAAUAGAAAGAAUGUGGAAGUGGUCUGAGGCAUAUAGAGCAAUAUGCCAAGAACACUACCAUAUAUGGCAUCAGCUUUGGUUACCAGAGAAAUUUUCUUAGUCAUUAGACCAUAUAACAGUAAUAUAUCAUAUGUAAAUCUUUAGAUAUCAAUUUGAGAAUCCUCCAAAAAAAGGAGCAAAGAAUGCAUAAGCUAUGUGUUGGCAAAAGUAAUUUAUAUUAAAAUUUUGACCUGCCUAUGUAAGAUUUAAGUGGUAAAUGUCAUAGUGGUGGGUUUUUAAGUCUUAACCAAUCUCUAAGGUUUAUUUCUCCUGCAGAGGGUGGUUAGCAGCCUCUCUUCCCGCUGUAGGAAGAUUGCAGAAGGUUGUAGAUUAAUUGUAGCAUUUCACUGAUCCUCAUUCCAGUGGCUAGGGAUAAUGGAAACCUGCAAAUCACAGAGAUUCGAUCGUAAAUAUGAGUUUCUUGAAGGAAAUGGUCUUUGUCAGCCCCAGUGAGACGAUGGCAUUGUACAGAGUAUGGGAAACAACCAACUUUUUUUGUUUUUCGCGCUGAGUGCUGUUUAUGUUAGUACUCUGAAGGAUUUAGAGGUUUUUAAAUUUGGCAGGCAUCCCAGAUAAUCAAAACAGUUGUAUUCCUGAGAAGCAGGGAACUCUAAAGCUCCUUCAAAUAAUCGGUGGAAGGUUUGUUUUUCUAACUACCUUAACUACCGAACGAGAAGUCGGAUUUUAGGAACAGAAUGAGAUCCUGCUCCUUUCUGGUUUCUAUUGUCCCUACCCAUCGUUUUAGCAGUGAAACAGCAGUUGUAGUCAGCAAAUUUUUCAGUGCAUAUGCUGCACACAAAACAAAACACAAAUCUGUAUGGCACCAAAAAUCCAAGUGAAAACUAAACCAAAAACCCAGACACCCUAUGUAACUGUUGGAGGCAUGUAGGUGGUACCAGUGACAGUGGCCUCCACGGCUGCUUGUCAUAUGUCACUUUCCAUAAUUAUUUACUGCAGAGUGACUGAGAGGCUCGUGGCGCAGGCAGCCAUUAACCUCCUGCUCCCUUUGUUACCACUGGGUCACUUUGCAGUAAAUUGCAGGUCUUUUAAGAAAGUCAAGCUUCGGUUUUCUCAAAACAAAACAAUUCUCCUGUCUUAUCUGAAAAUGCAGGGUUGUGGGCAGAAGAGGCUGGUUAUAAUAAUGCCCUCAUAUUGAGUGGUCUGUAAACGGCAGCACACUUCCGGCACGACAGUCGGUCGCUCAGACGCUGUGUGAAUGUGACCUUGACUGGCUUUCCAGGGGGUCGGGUGUAGUCUACCUGAGGUGACUGUGCUGUGUCUGCGUUGCGCUCGAGGUAGAGGGCGCCAAGGGGAGGCUGGAGUGUGUAAGCCAUGCACAUAAGUAUUCUUCACUGUAAAUUUUGUUUUCAUUUAUAACCCAAUUAUGGUACUUUGUCCAAUGCACAACUGAUCUCUCAGUAGAUAUUCAUUUGAAAAUAGUGUGGCCUUGAUGAGUGAGAAAGGGAGGAGAGAAGUGGCUUUUUCACUGAUGUAAAAAUGCUGAGAGUGGCGACUUUGCGGCACUCUUGGUGUGGUUUUUGAUCAGUCUCCUUUUUGAUUGGGGAAAGUCGAUGUUUCUGACCCUGAAGAUAACCUAAUUGAGUUUUCUUCUGUUUUUAGGAAGUAUCAGAAUUGCUCUGAUGAAAAACAAAGUUGACUGCUUUGAUAUCCAAUCUCAGGUUUUAAAAUAUAGUGGUGUAAAAUCCCACUAUUGUGAUUCAAACAAUUUUAAUUUCGUGUACCCAGAAGUCACAUACGAAGGCCUGUUCACCAAGCAGAGCCUCCAUCCUUUUGCUCCUUUUCCGCUCUGUACUUCACUUGAAAAAGUCAAGUGAGCUUGCAUUGUAUAUUUCCAUUUUAACCCUGGCAUUUCUCAAUGAUAAAGCACUUUUUGAUCAUGAAAUACAUGGAAUCGUUGUGUGAUGUGGAUCAUGGUUUCUCAGGCUCCCCCCUAGAUAAUCUGCUUAUGAAUAUUGUUCUAACUCUGUGUCAGAAGAGUAGAAAUCUUUGCUAAUGUUAGGAAGUUUGUAUUACUGAUCCAGAAUGCAUUUUGCUAGUUUCCAAUGGAUGGGAGAGUAAACAAUGCUGCAUUCACAAUUUAAUGAGUUACUUUCCCUCGAGCCUUAAGGUAAUUUUUUUUUUCUUUUCUGUCAACAACAGCACUGAAGUUAUAGUAAAUGAAUGAGAUUAUCUGUUUUCAGGGUUGGUUUUAGAGUACUGUAAAUCAAUUAGCUGUCUUCCUAAAGAGUUUCAACUCCUGUUCAGUAGACUGGAUAGUGGGUGUGUAGGGUGGGUCUGGGGUGGGGGGGAGAUGGUUUGUAGAAAAGAAAAGAGAAAAAAAAGAACCAUGUUUACCUUUAGAAAAUAGAGAUGAAAAAGCAAAAGGUCAUGUCCUAUAUUCUGUUUGAUGUUCCAGAGGUAACGAGGAAAUGACACAUAUAACUUCAUUUCCCCUUUUCUUUACUUAGAGAAACAAAGACAUUAAUUUUAAAAUGUUAGUCCCCAGAAGUUCUAAGAGAUAACUGGACUCUGGAGUGGUGAGUUUUGGUUAAAGUCCUCUGGGCCGGUCAUAAUGGAUUUAACAGACUGAGUUUGAACAAAUGGUCCAGGUGUCAGUAUUAAAAAUUAAAUUUGGAAAAAUAAUAAAAUGUUGUCAUGAAGUCUUGUUCCCCUAGUGAUUCCCAAUUAAUAUCUAUGUCCCAAUCCACGUAAGGCCUUUAUGAAUGUAUUUUAUAUUUCCUGGUGAAAUAGGGAGUAUGCCAUCAAGGUGAUCUCUAGUCGCAAUCUCUCAUCUGAAGCUCUAGUGAGACAUUCCAGAGGAGCCAUGUUCCAGCAGCAGAUACCAGGUUGCUAUCUUACUGCUCAGUAGGAGUAAAGAGUUGGAGUAAAGAGACGGCAGAACUUGGUGAGAAGCUGACAUGUUAGCCAUUUUCUUCCGUAGAUGAUUCUAACAGUUUAAGGAAAGUUUUUGGCUUUUUGUUUUGUUUUCUGGAUGAAAGAUUCUAACUUUCAGAAUAUGGGACUUUGAAUUAAGGAGCCAGUUUCACUUUCCCCAUGUUAUUUAACAUUCACUGCAUAGAUAAGAGGCGACUGACCAUACCUUUUUUGUGUGAUGAAAUGUGGGUCCCAGGUACUGGAGAGAAAGCCUAGUCAGUGGUGUUAGCAUUCUGCAGAAGGCAGGUUAUGUCUUUUUUUCCCCCUGUACUGUCAGUAGCUAAGAAAAUUUAUUUGGGUGCUGUCCUAUUUUUCUUAAGGCAAAAUAUUUUAUCUACUUCUAUUGCAAAAUCGGGAUGGUUAGUAAAAUCUUAAUAUUUGGAAAUAGAAUGGUGAGUGGUUUAUUUCUCCAUACAUUUUUUUUCAAAGACAAAAAACUAUAGGGAAGGUUCCAAGAAAUUUUAAAAGAACAGGAUUAUAUCACUAAACAUUUGAAAUUUGAGUUUCUUUUUGUUGUUUUUGAGACAGGGUCUCAUUAUAUGGUGUAGGCUGGCAUUGAACUCAUUUAUGUAGCCCAGGCUGGCCUGGAACUCACAGUAGUCCUGCCUCAGCCUCCCAAGUGCUGGGACUAUAGGCGUGUGCCAUCACACCCUGCAGGAGUUUCAUUUUAAACUGAUACUAAGCAUAAACCCUUUCUCUGACCUGACACCCCCUGUGGACAGAAUCUCUGGCUUCCUAAAUGUCAUUGAUUGGGCAGAAAGUCUAGGAAUUAUGUUUAAAUCAGCAGAUACUUUCUACCAGGAGUCUGUGGACUUACAGAUCUUGGUAGCAGGCAGGUCUUUAUGUUUCCAAGACUUAACCGUGUCUCAGUAGCAACUAAGAUUGUAUGAGGUAUGGACUUCCCUCUUCUGAAGCCAUUCUCUGGAACAGUCAGGUUGAUAGAGAUGGACUCUCCCUUUGGAACUUUCAUCCAGAUGUCUUUCCAAGACUAUCAUAAGAAUCACCCAUCUUGCGACAUGUUUCCCGACACCUGGCUCGUUGCGUAGGCAUCUCUCUGCGCCUGCACUGGGACUGCCAGGGAUGCAGAAGUCAUUUAAGUGAAUUAAAACCAAAUCUUGGUAGCAGGAAACAGCUUCCUGACCUAGAUGUACAAUUAGAGUGUAGGUUGGAAACUACUUUAAAAAGGGUUUUUUUGGUAUGUCUUCAAUCUGUGUAAAUACCAGCGUGCUUAUUAUGCAUUGUAAACCAAGUGUGUUUGCCUAUGUAUAAAUUUGUAGAACUGAUUUCUGCUUCAAGUGAAGCCGCACCUUUCAUUUUAUAAGGUCCCCUCCACCUGGAACCCUAUACCUGUUUGUAAAUAGAACACUAAAAUUUGUAGUGCUAGGAUCAAUUUGGGAAUAUCUGCUGAGAGACCAAAAAGUUCAUUUUUUUAAGUACCUUGGUUAAAGAGUAAAGAUUAUUCCUCUUGCUUAUUUUGUAAAAGAAGAAUGCACUUUAACAAACAGCUGCACGGGCAAUUGAAACCAACCGUGAGGUGCAGCACCCAUUCAGAAAUCACCCUUCCUGAAAACGUUCAAAGCAGAGUCCGGGCGGGCUGUUGGCCUCACUGCCUGUAGGUUGAAGCUCAGAUUCUUACCAGUUUGGAGACGAGCAGGGCUGCUUGGAGAAAGCGAUGUGAAUCCAGCCAGAAGCUUCAGACAGGUCUGUAAAGUGGCGGGUCCCGUAUUUACCACUAACAAGCAAAACUGACAGAAAAACUCACAGAAAAAAGUCUAAGAACCCUUCCUGCUGGUGUGCACUCCUUAUGAUAGCAGACUUUUGCAAAUGGAGUUUUACAGUCUAUAUUUAAAAAAUUGUAUGUUUGUAACAAAUAAAGUAUGCGGAAAAGUGAAUGACAA